Molecule: messenger RNA, 5131 nt
Organism: Medioppia subpectinata
Lineage: Eukaryota; Metazoa; Arthropoda; Arachnida; Sarcoptiformes; Oppiidae
Source: the annotation of a GenBank genome assembly
CGACCGAAACGCUCGGGCAGUGCUCUUACGUGUCGCUCAUCAAAAAGGACUCAAACGAUACAAAUAUGGACCGCUUUAUGUCCGGUUUGGCCGCACUCUACGAGUUGGGCGUCAAUCUGUCGGUCGAGCGGCUGUACCCGCGCGUCGAGUGGCCGGUGGCCAGGAAUACGGCGGCCAUUAACUCACUGAUCAAAUGGGAUCACCGAAAGCCGAUUCGCGACCGCAUAUUCCCGGAGCGCUGGAGUCGCCGAAACGGCGCCGACGCCAACGUCGAGAUCAAUUGCGGAGCAAAUGAUUACCGCUUUUAUUUGGACCACUCGGUCGACGGUCAGCCUAUAUUGGCGGCCACCGGGUAUUUGCUGCUGGCGUGGCGUAAACUGGCCUACGACCAGGGCAAAUUGUGGCACCAGGUGCCCGUAGUGUUUGAGAAUGUUCAGUUUAAAAGGGCCGUGUUUUUGAGCGAGGACAGUAUCACCAAACUUACUGUCAAAUAUUAUCCAUUAACCGGUGACUUUUGUAUCUACGAGAACGAAAACGUAUGCGUUUCGGGCAAAAUGCGUGCGCCCGCAGGCGAUGACGCGCUGAGCGCACAGCACACCCUAUUGGACGGCGAGCGGCGACUAUCGGGCGCCCAAUACUCGCUCCAAACGUACGACAUAUACACUGAGUUACGUAUUAUUGGCUUAGAGUACGGACAAGCGUUUCAACGGCUGCGACGGGUCGGCACCGAUGACUAUCGGGUGUUUUACGGCCGCUGCCAAUGGGACGGCAACUUUGUCACUUAUAUGGACGCCCUGUUACAGUCGCGGGCGCUGUCGGUGCCCUUUCGCAAAAUGCUGUUACCGGUGCUCAUUCGCAAACUAACUAUAGACCCGCGCGUUAUGUUUGACGCUUUCAAUCGCAAUAAGUGCGGUGAGGAAGGGGUGGAGGGGGUGGAGGGGGUGAAACCUACCGUCGCCCCUAUCGCCUCAAAUCCGAGUCAAGUAAACAUCGAUGUCGCUAACGAAAUGGGCGAACUCGGGUUGUAUACCAACGACCAAACGGUGCCUAUAGUGUCGGCGCCGGCGGUCGACACAGCGAAGACCCGUUACAAUCACCGGUUCUCUCAAUACUCGUCGGAAAUAACGUUUCAUUUCAAUUGCGAGACCAAACAAUUGGUGGCGCCGGGCGUUGAGCUCGAAGAGGUGAUUGUGGCGCCCGUUGCCCGCCGUCACGACACCACUGGUCUCGUGUUAGACACCGACGAGUUUUACGCCAACGAUGACAAUCAUGCAAUAGAUCAUUGCCUAUCAGCCGCUAUGGCUAAAUAUUUACAGGUUUGCAAAUCACUGGCUGUGAAAGUAAAACAAUUAGGUUUCGCAGAAAUGAAAUGCGAUUUCAAUUACGAAAACUUAGGCGAAGAAGUGAUACAAGAAUUUCGCAAAGAAUGCAACGAAAAUCACGUUAUGUUUCGUACUGAAUACGAUAUGAGUAAAGAUGCGGUCAAUCAGAUCCAGAGGAAUGAGCGUAUGAUCAGAGCGUUGGUCGAAAUUGUAUGCGAAAACUGUGUAACCAAUCGAGACUUUACGGAACCGGAGAUUGCGUUCAUGUCUUUGACGGCAAAACCAAUUCCCAGUAAUAAUGAAUUGGAUUUAAGGAUCAAAACGUUUCAAACGAUUGCCACUAAAACUGGUCUUAAUUUAAUCGCUGCAAAAUGCGAUACAAUCGGAACCAUGUGUUUAUUGUUCAGGAAAAUUAUUCACAAACCUGUAAUACCCGCCAAACACAAUGUAAUUCAAGUAAACCGCGAUUACCGGCAAUGGUUUGGUGUAUUGCAAGAAAAACAGACGGCAGGUCUAGACGCGGAUAAAACGAUGGAUACGGUAUGGCUUUUGGCUCAGGACUCGUCAAUCAAUGGUAUCAUUGGUUUAAUGAAUUGUUUGCGAUUAGAACCGGGAGGAAAAAAGUUCCGGUAUAUAUUCAAUAUGGACACCAAUAACGACAACACUGUCAUUGACUUUAAUAGCAAACCCUAUUCCGAUAUAUUGGCCAACGAUUUAGCCGCCAAUGUUAUCAAAGAGGGAAAAGUGGGAACUUAUAGACACUUUAAAGUGGUCGCAGACUAUGAUAAAUGUGUGUCAAAUGAUUAUUAUCUAAACUCAGGGGCGAAGAAAGACUUGACGGGAAUUGAAUGGUUUGAUUCCCGGAAAAUACCCGAAAUUAAAACUUUCUAUACGUCUGAUAAUAAAGAGGUUCGCAAAACACGUGUCGAGAUAUAUUGCGCUGGCAUUUCAUUUCACGAAGUCAUGCUCGCUUCUGGUCGCAUAACCCCCGGUGCGGAGCAACUGUUUACCGAUUGUCUGUUGGGCUGCGAAUACGUGGGCCGACGCGUGGAUACCGGGGAACGGGUGAUGGGAAUCGAUACUCACCGUACGUUCGCCACAUCAGUGAACGCCAGCAUUCAUAGCAUGACCACAAUUCCCGAGCACUGGUCGAUGGCAGAGGCGGCCACUAUAGUGGGCACAUAUUGUACACUGUAUUACGCGCUCAUCAAAAGGGCUAAUCUUAAACAAGGCGAAAGUAUAUUAAUUCAUUCGGCGGCGGGAGGUGUGGGUCAGGCGGCGAUCAAUAUGUGUCGGCACUACGGGUGCGAUAUAUACGCGACGGUCGGGACGGCGGAGAAGAAAGAGUUUUUGAUGAAUAAAUACAAUAUACCGGCGGACAGGAUAUUCAACUCGAGAGACAUCGCAUUCAAGAAUCAAUUGUUGCAAAUGACGGCCGGAAACGGUGUCGACAUUGUGUUAAACUCGUUGUCGGGCGAAAAAUUGGACGCCAGUUACCAGUGUGUGGCCAAUAGUGGCCGUUUUGUUGAGCUAGGUCGGUACGAUAUGCUUGAAAACAAACAGUUGGGCAUGUUUGAUUUUGUGCGCAACAUACAAUUCAUUGGCGUUGUCAUUGACAUGGUCAUUUUGAAAGAGAUUGACUUUUUUGUGGAAUAUUUCCAUUGGGUUCGCCAGAACUCGACCAAUGGUUGCGUUAAACCCAUUAAUUAUACAUUGUUUGAGGCCCGGGAGGCGGACAAAGCGUUCCGGUAUAUGACAACCGGUAAACACAUGGGAAAAGUGGCGCUCAAAAUGCGCGACGAAGAGAUUAAUAGGAGACCAUUGAUCGCCAUAAAACCGGCCGUAGAUAUGGUGACAACGGUUAAGACGUUUUUCGAUCCAAACAAAGUCUAUAUAAUAACGGGAGGUUUGGGGGGCUUUGGGCUGGAGUUGGUUCCGUGGAUGCAGUUCUUUGGCGCCCGAAAGUUUGUGACCACUUCCCGGUCGGGCCUUCGCACCGAUUAUCAAAAGUUUAUAUACAAUCGUUUCCUAAAGUGUUACGCAAAAUAUAAAGCGUUUGACUGCCAAUGGGUUGUCUCCACAGCCGACGGGUUUACGAUUGACGGCACGCGUCAAUUGUUACGGGAGGCACAGGAGUUGGGCCCCAUUGGAGGGGUGUUUCAUUUGGCGCUUGAGCUAAGCGAUUGUCUAUUGGAAAAUAUGACUCUCGAUCGGUUUCGCUCGUCGUUUGAAACAAAGUACACGCUAUUCACAAAUCUGGAUCAAUUGAGCCGACAAUUGGAUUAUCCAUUGGAUUAUUUUGUGGUCUUCUCGUCGAUCGCGUGCGGCAAAGGCAGCUCCGGGCAAACGAACUACGCUUACGGCAACUCGUUGUGUGAGCGUAUAUGCGAAGAGCGCCGUAGGGAUGGUCUGCACGGACUGGCCAUACAGUACGGGCCCAUCGACGACGUCGGCGCGUUUGUCGGCCCCAAACAGAUGAUGGCUUUCACUUCGGUUCAAAAGCAAAGAAUAUACUCGUGUUGUCAUGUUUUGGACAAAUUGUUGGCAAUUAAACAGCCUGUGGUCACUUCUCACGUUCAAUUUAAUGCAAGAAUAAGCAGUAGAGAGUCGGGCAGUAAAGAGGCGCGAGUUGUGGGCGAAUUGUGGCGGGCGUUGGGCAUCGACCCGGAGGUGACGCCCGACCACUUGACACUCGGCGAGAUAGGGCUCGAGUCGAUGUUCGCCGUGGAGUUGCAGACAGAGCUGGAAAGAGAGUACGCCAUAAGGUUUUCCCUAAAUUACAUCAAAAGCAUUACGAUCGGUAUGUUGAAGGCGUACGAGUCGGGCGACAUUAACGUCAUCAAAAGGUACGUCAACGAGCUGAAAAGCGCCCGGCUCAAUUUGUUGCGACAAAAAUUUAUCAUGCCCACCGAAACGCAUAUACGGCUAAACGCGGUCACCACCGGUCGACCCGUGUAUUUGAUGCCCACAAUGUUAUUGAAUUUCACCAUGUUCGACGAGUUGGUCCGUACGCUCGGCCGACCGGUAAUCGGGCUCAAUUGGACGCGCGAGAUGAGCGCGAUGACCACGCUCAAACAGGUGAACGAACACUACGCCAAACUGUUGCGACAAUUGGAGCCCCGGGCGGAGGGCGGCUACGAUGUUGUGGGCUAUUUAGACGGCGCCAUCGCCGCCGGCAAACUCGCCCGUAAGGGUGCGGCGAACCGAGCGGUGAUAAUCGACAUAAUGGGCGCCAACGAGAGGCUUCUGGACGGCGAUCAGCUCACGGACACCGAUGCGCUCGGCUUUACGCUGGACGCCGUGUUUUGUUUAGCUCCGGCCGACUUUCGGCUCAAGAUUAUGCGCGAUGUGAGCAAAGAGACCGAUACGAUAGGCCGCGUACGUCGGGUCACCGCCGAGUUCGCCGAGUUUGCCGGCAAAGGCCUUCAGGCGCCCGACAUCGACGAGAUUUGUCACGUUUUGUUGGCCAGACUUCGCAUGUUUUUGGCGUAUAGAGCGGAGAAGCGCAAGAAGUUGUCCGCUGGGCUCAAAACGGCGAUCGUCCGUAAGUGGUCUAAGCGUGUGGGCAAAGUUAGCAUGAUCAAACCAGUUAUGUUGGAUGGUGUUAACGAUGUCGACGCGUUGAUUGCCAAAUCACGUGAUGCUUACUUAUUACCCGCGGCACCACAGGGUGAUGAUAAAGCCAAUGCUGAUAUAGAGGUGACAAUUAUAAAUUCAAUGCCAACGUUGGAUCCAAUGAACGCUGAAAUGAAUGAGAAAAUAUUGGCAGCACUUAAAUAAAGAGUAACAAAAACUUUUAUAAAUUAGAC